CAGGCAGGGGGAGCAGAAGAGGGAGAGGGAGAAGCAGGCUCCCCGCUGAGCAAGGAGCCUGAUGAAGGGCUCAAUCCCAGGACCCUGGGAUGAGGACCCGAGCCGAAGGCAGACGCUUAACCAACUGAGCCACCCAGGCAUAUCUUUACAUACCCAGUGCUUCUUGCCAAAGCCAAGCAUAAAAAGUUCUUUCCAAGAAGUGUCAAUGUGGACAUACACAAAUAGUGUCCCUGAGAAUUUAUACUUAAUGACAGAUUGGGACAAUGAUGGGGAGAGUGAAGGGCAUCAGAGAUAUCAUGAAGGACCUAUUCAAACUGAGACACCUGCCUUUAAUAAGAAACUCACUGCCCCAAAUGGUGAAGGAUAUAAAACUAUAUGGACAACCUCCCUUUUUAAGUCAGCUGUUUCUGAAAAACAGUGUGAUUCUGCAAGAAAAAGCUACUAUCAAAUAUUCAAACAUACAUGUUUGUGGAAAGAAAAUUUGGAAGAUCGGGAAAGUUAUCUAGCCCAUGCUGAAAGUAAUGAUUUGAACCAUUUUGAAGAUAGGAUUGGAUUGACCUAUCAGUCAAAUAUUUCUGAUAAUCAGAGAUUUAGAAAUGAAGAACAGUAUGCUAAGUGGGAUCUAUUUGAGAGGUGCCGCAAUGUGGAGUUGACCCUACAGAAUUACCAGAGCCUUUUCAAUGGAGACAGAAUUGCUCAAUGCAGUGAAUCUGAGAGAACAUUUAACCAGUGCUCUAGUGUUAAUAGACGUGUGAUGACUCCAUUUCCAAAGAACCAUAGUGAAUGUCAUAAAUGUGGGGAAGUCUUUAAUCAGAGCUCUAACCUUACUAUACAUGAGACUAUCCAUGUGGGAGAGAAUCCUUAUGAACAUAAUCAGUGUGGGAAGACUCUUAAGCAGUCCUCCAGUAUUGGUGAUCAUCAGAGAAUUCAUGAGGGAAAAAACCCAUUCAGGUGUAAUAAGCCAGGGAACAUGUUUAGUCAGUCAUCAAGACUAAAUAUAAAUAAUACAAUCUCUACUGGAGAGAAAAAGUACAUUUUUAAAGAAAGUGGUAAAGCCUUUGACUUGCACUCAACACUAACUCAACAUCAGCAAAUUGGAGAGAAAACAUAUAAAUGUGAAGAAGGUGGUAAAAGCUUUAAGGACUGCUCAUCACUAAAUAGACACAGGCAAAUCCAUACCGGAGAGAAACUUUACAUGUGUAAAGAAUGCGGCAAGGUCUUUAAGAGGCUACACCACCUUACUCAACAUCACAGAAUUCAUACUGGAGAGAAACCUUACAAAUGUAAAGAAUGCGGCAAGGCCUUUAACCAUCAAUCAAACCUUAUGAAACAUCACAGAAUUCAUACUGGAGAGAAACCUUACCUAUGUAACAACUGUGGCAAAGCAUUCAGAUUUCGCUCAGUCCUUACUGAACAUCACAGAAUUCACACUGGAGAGAAACCUUACAAAUGUAAAGAAUGUGCCAAGGCCUUUAACAGUCAAUCAAACCUUACUCAACAUUAUAAAGUUCAUACUGGAGAGAAACCUUACAAAUGUCAAGAAUGUGGCAAGGCCUUUAACCACCACUCAACACUUACUGAACAUCACAGAAUUCAUACUGGAGUGACGCCUUACAAAUGUAAAGAAUGUGGCAGAGCCUUUAAGUUUCACUCAAACCUUACCAAACAUCACAGAAUUCACAGUGCAGACAAACCUUACCAAUGUAAAGAAUGUGGCAAAGUCUUUAAAUUACGCUCAACCCUUACGGGACAUCAUAGAAUUCAUAGUGCAGAGAAACCUUACAAAUGUAAAGAAUGUGGCAAGGCCUUUAAGAGGCAGUCAGCCCUUAAUCGACAUCACAGAAUUCAUAGUAGAGAGAAACCGUACAGAUGCGAAGAAUGUGGUAAAACCUUUAAAGACUGCUCAUCACUAAAUGCACAUAGGCAAAUCCAUACUGGAGAGAAACUCUACAAAUGUAAACAAUGUGGCAAAGCCUUUAACGGGCACUCAAACCUUACUCAGCAUCACAGAGUCCACACUGGUGAGAGACUCUACAAAUGUAAAGAAUGUGGCAAAGCCUUUACGUUGCACUCAGGACUUACUCAACAUCACAGAGUUCAUACUGGAGAGAGACCUUACCAAUGUAAAGAAUGUGACAAGUCCUUUAACCAGCUCUCAAUGCUUACUCGACAUCACAGAAUUAUACUGGAGAGAGACCUUACCAAUGUAAAGAAUGUGGCAAGGCCUUUAACAGACAAUCAAUCCUUAGUCAACAUUACAAAAUUCAUACUGGACAGAAACUGUAAAAAUGUGAGGAAUGUGGUAAAGCCUUUAAAUUACACUCAACCCUUGCUCGACAUCACAGAAUUCAUACCGGAGAGAUAUGAGAUGCCCUUCUUCAUUAGGUGGAACUCAUGCAUACCUAAUUUUCCAUGGAUGAUGGACAGUAUAAUACACAAAUAUGCAGAAAAACUAAAUGGAGAUGCUAUUUAUGGUUAUAACAUUGAUGUGAGUUACCAUGAAAUAGCUAUUCAGCUGUACGAUACUCCAUGUAUUGUAAACUAAAGAACUUCCUGAACAUUAGAAAUACAAGAUUUUAAUAAAAUUAAAAAAAAAAUACAAGAUUUUACUAAUAGCUCUUUAAGGAAAAAGGUGGCAGUCCAGUAAAGUACUGAUAAUAUCUUCAGAGCAAUCAUUAGAGUGUGAGGUGAUGUGGUUGAAAUGAAGAAAUCCUGACACACCAGAGGGAGGAUAACUGGUUUGUUUGGACUGGAGAAGGGAGGCACUGGGCAAAGUGCGCAUGGAGUGGGGAAGGGGCGCUGCCUGUGUAGAUUCGUAGGCUGCCGACCCCGCUGCCGUGCACUGGGGUGACAUGCCAACUAACACCAACCAUGACAACUAACGCCAACCAUGAAAGAUCCAAGUCACAGCAGUACUAGCCCAAGCAUCAUCAAUGAAGAUGUGACUUUAUUAAUGGUCAUUCUCAUGAAGAUGACAAUCCAUUUGCAGAGUACAUGUUGAUGGAAAAUGAAGAGGAAUUCAACAAAUAGAAGAGGAGUUAUGGGAAGAAGAAUUUAUUGAACACUGCUUCCCAGAAAUGCUGGAGGAAGAAGAAGAACGUGAGUGGCUUAUUCCAGCUCGAGAUCUCCCACAAACUAUGGACCAAAUCCAAGACCAAUUUAAUGACCUUGUUAUCAGUGAUGGCUCUUCUCUGGAAGAUCCUGUGGUCAAGAGCAAUCUGAAUCCAAAUGCAAAGGAGUUGGUUCCUGGGGUGAAGUACUAAAAUAUUUGAGUAGACGGGGCCCUUUUUUGGUGGAUGUAGCACAAUUUCCACACUGUGAAGGCAGUAUUAGGAGUCUUAAUUGUAAAAGCCCUCUUGUCACUGUGUUACAUUUAUGCAUUGCCAAAGUUUUGUUAGUCUUGCAUGCUUAGUAAAAGUGCUGAGACUGUUACUAAGGAUUAAGCUGUCAUUUCACUUUUACUGAGCUGUAUGGCACUCUAGGGAAGAGUUAGCUGAAACGUUUACUGAAAAUAGAAUUGGCCCCAUGACUUGAUGUGAAGACAGCGAGAAAAGAAGCACUAGUAAAGUUGUGACAAAGCACCAAAUUAAAAUGACCCCUAAAUCUUAGUGAAUUGUCUUUUAAAGCUAAACUAGUCCCUUAGGGUUAGCGAAUGCUAGUUAAUAUCUAAACUUUAUAAAAACGAGUACAUUUAAAUGAAGUUCUAGUUGUUAGGCAUAUUUCUCAGUUCAGACUUAAAUUUGCAUUUGUAACAAAAAGGAUCUCCUUUUUCUGAAGAAGGCCUUGUUAGUUAAUUUGAAAUAAUUCUUUACAGACAAGUAUAUCUUUGGUGUACUGAAGUUAUAAGGUAGUAAUCAGAUGAGAACUAGUCCUGACUUCGAUGGUAUUUUAUCAUGUAAGAAAUAGUGAAUUCUGGGCGCCUGGGUGGCUCAGUUGGUUAAGCAACUGCCUUCGGCUCAGGUCAUGAUCCUGGAGUCCCUGGAUCGAGUCUCGCGUCAGACUCCCUGUUCGGCGGGGAGUCUGCUUCUCCCUCUGACCCUAGCCCCUCUCAUGUGCUCUCUCUCAUUCUCUCUCUCAAAUAAAAUCUUUAAAAAAAAAAAAAGUGAAUUCUUCUAAUGUUACAUCUGAGGAAGUAUGUAAUUUGAGAAUUGCAUCUUCUAUGGAGUCACUGCAUCAUAGCUAUGCCUAUGUGAAGUGCAACGUUUGACCCACCAUAAUCCAACUGAACAAAGUAAUGGUAACGUGAUUUGAGUGGUGCUUUUCCUUGCUUUGUUAACCAUCACAAUAGUCUACAUCACAACUUUUCUUUUAACAAAGCUAGAACAGUUUUGGCUUCUUAAACUUCAUACUUGGGUAGGUUAAGCUGCCAUACAUGUUCAGUGUGAAUAGUGUUUAAGUUGAAAAUAUUGUAAAAAAAUUAUAUAUUUUUAAAAAAUAUUUAAAAAAAUAAAUAGUACAACUGGGGGGCCGGGGGCGGAAGGAUAGCUAACUCUUCCCUAGAGUGCCAUACAGCUGUACUUAACACCUUUCUUAAAAAUGACCUCAGGCCUGAAAUCUAUGGAAAUUACUGCUCCCACAUCAUGAUAGCAGCACUUGAAUGCUUUUUAAAGCUUGUAUUCUGUAUUUUGAAAGGUGAUAAUAGAGUGGAUUUGAAAUGCAUAACUUAGUCUUUGUGUGAACUUAAAUAUAUUUUAAUAAAACAAUUUUUUUUUAAAGAUUUUAUUUAUUUAUUUGACAGAGAGAGACAGCUAGAGAGGGAACACAAGCAGGGGGAGUGGGAGAGGGAGAAGCAGGCUCCCCACUGAGCAGGGAACCCAACUGGUGUUCCAUCCCAGCACCCUGGGAUCGUGACCUGAGCUGAAGGCAGAUGCUUAACCUACUGAGUCACCCAGGUACCCCAAAACAUAAUUUUUAACGUGUUAACAUGGAUGUGUAAUGAAUGACAUGUUAUCCCACCACCAAUGUGAAUCCAUCUCAUUUUAUUGAAGGUUGUAGGUAACUGAUGGUAUCAUCUAUUUGGUAACGGUGUGGAAUAAUAUACUUACAAAUCCAUUUUCUCAGUGAUCUUAAGGUUUAUAUGAUGUGAUUAUUUUCCCCCUAGUCUGUCAUACGAUUUUCUCUUUGUGAAAACUCUGGUAUUAUUAUGCAUAUAUUAGAGAGGGGUAUAAUAUAGAGGUGUUGUUGAGGUUUUUGCUCAUGUACUCUAUGCAAUUGCUACUUAGCGUCCAUUUGGUGUAGGCAGUAUUUUGCAGUGGCCUUGAAUGACAUCAGCCAUUCUCACUAGUGAAUCCCAAGACAACACGCUGCAGAGUCCCAAGUUAAUGUAACUGCUGAUAUGACAUCUUCAUUCCAUUCUUGUAAGCAACCCUCUCUCCUUUUUCCCAAAGCAUUCCCCUCCCGUAUCCCUUAGAGAAGACACCCACAGAGCUUACCUAAGCCUGCUUUAGUUUGAAUGGCCUAGUCUGUACUUAGUCCUAGGACUCUGAAGCACUUCACCAUGGCCCCAAAUAAAGAUAUGUGCCCCACGUCAUAGGUGGAGGUGUUUUUUUGAUGUGUAUAUGAAAUAUAUGUGUGCAUAUGACUGUUGGGUGUGUAAUUGAUAACCCAUAAAUAAGUGAAACCUAUCCCAAUGAGAGUGAUAUGGUAGCCCACAUAAGAGAUAGAAAAUCUUUAAGAUGAAGAAUUAGCAUGUGGAGAAGGACAACUGUCCGAAGGUGCACAACUGAUUCCCUGUAUUUAGAAAAUAUCUUCUUUUCUCCAGUUUUAUUUUUCUUCAUUAUGUUUCCACGUACAAAGGCAUCACAACCAUUCUUUUUUCCUGUGUUUUGCCGAGAGAGUCCUCUCUAAACACUUGAGAUUAGAGUGAUGGAAGGCCAGUGGGUACUCAGACAUUCACAGUGGGAUGUGACAUGUGAAUCUAAGAAAGACUUGAUGAAGCACCAACUUGAGACAGGAUCCUGUCUUCAAGUGAGCGGUUUUACAGGUGAAGAGUUUCUAUUGGUGGCUUUAAUGGCAUUUUCUCGUGAUGGCAGCUGUGAUUUCUCUACAGAAAGCUUGUGAGAAAGAAAUCUAGAGGACGAAGUGAAAGAAGAAAUGGCUAGUUCUCAGGUAAGCCUGGUGUCCCAAGUCAGAAGCCAUGUAAGGUUUUUUUCCUGAAAUUCCUGAAAUUUGCAAAUGCUGGUUCCUCUAGUUCUUAUGUUUCUGCCUCAUGUUUUCACCUAUUUUUAAAAUCUUUUCAGAAAUGAUACUCAAGGCUAGGUCUUUAGAACACUUCUCCCCAGUAUCCCAGAUCCUUCUCCCUUUUCUCCAACCUGGCUCCCAAUAGGCCAUCAAUAUUUGUCACUUUGAAUUAAAGUCCUGCAAGUAUUGAAAAUAUUCCUUGGUGACAAAACCAGAGGGGAAAGUGUUGAGUCCAAGAUUCCUAUUGCUGGUGAGGUCUGUUCCUGGGAUUUCAGUGAAGGUAAACAUCAUUUAGAUCCCACCUGGAUACUUUAUCAACUCUCUGUAGCCCAGAAGUAAGAAAAUGCACAAAUAUACAGGAUGGGUAUGAGGUCUAGAAUAACUCGCAAAGUUUUCGGACUGCAAAUAGGUGUGGUGUGUGAGUCUUGUUCUUUAGAAUGUGAAAAAGAUGGUCUAUUUAAAAUAUAAUAGAGGGGCGCCUGGGUGGCUCAGUCGGUUAAGUGUUGGACUCUUGAUUUCUGAUCAGGUCGUGAUCUCAGGGUCCUAGAAUAGAGCCCCAUUUCUGGCUCUGCAUUCAGAGGCGAAUCUGUUUGAGAUUCUCUCUCCCUCUCCCCUGCCCCUCCCCGCCUCUCUCUCAAAUAUAAAUAAAUCUCUAAAUAAAAUUAGAAUUAAAAUAAAAUAACUUCCCCAAUAGACUUUCUGAAAGAGUUCCACCCCCAAUAUAUUUCAGGAAAACCUAUGUCUCGCUCCAUGGCAAUGGAUUGGCAGAUAUGCAGGAUGUAGCUUUAAGCUAUUGGCGUUUCCUGCGCUCAGGGUCUACAGAUGUGACAGAAACCCACUGCAAGUUCAGCAUCUCCCUGUAUCAGUUGGGGGUGGGGAGCUGACAAGUGAAAUUAGUGUGAUGAAGUUUAUGGUUGUUACUGUGUCCUGAGCCAUAACGUACUUUGCACUCUGCUAGGAGCCUCCUGUCUUCUGCCACGAUUGGAAAAUUGUGAGAGGCCAGCUUGUUACAUUAUAAAAUGUGUGUAAUCUUGGAAUUUUUAUGGUCCUCAAGAUUAUCCAUGGACUUUAUUCAAAACAAAAUAGAUAUUUAUGGGUCUGUUUCUACUCUUGUUUGUUCAUUUGUUUUUAGUUUUGAUUUUGUAUAUAUGUGAAUUCAUAUGGUAUUUGGCCGCCUUUGACUUAUUUCAAAUAGCACAAUACCUUCUGGGUCUAUCCACAUUGUCACAAAUGUCAAGAAACAACAAAAAAACAGAAAGAGACCAUAACAACCGUGGUUACCAGAGUGGAAUGGAGAAGGAUGAUGGGCAAAAUGGGGAAAUGGGACUGGGAAGUACAGGCUUCCAGUUAUGGAAUUAGUAAGUCAUAGGGGAUAAGAUACAACAUAGGAAAUACAUUCAAUGGUAGUAUAAUAGCAUUUUAUGGUGACAGAUGGUCGCUCACUUGUGGUGAGCAUAGUAGAACAUACACAGUUGUCAAAUCACCAUGUUUUUCACAUGAACUAACGUAACAUUGAAUGUCAAGUAUACUUUAAUAGAAAAGAAAGCAAAAUAGGUACGGAUAAGCUUAUAGCUAUACGAGUUAAACUACUUUCUUAAGAAGUUGUAGGAAGGGGCGCCUGGGUGGCUCAGUCGUUAAGCGUCUGCGUUCAGCUCAGGUCAUGGUCCCAGGGUCCUGGGAUCGAGCCCCGCGUCGGGCUCCCUGCUCUGCAGGGAGCCUGCUUCUCCCUCUCCCACUCUCCCUGCUUGUGUUCCCUCUCUCACUGUGUUUCUCUCUGUCAAAUAAAUAAAUAAAGUCUUAAAAAAAAAAAAAAAGAAAAUCCCCUGGGUACUGCAGUUAUUUUCACUAAUGAAAAUAAUUGUGGCAAACAGCAAAGCUCCAUGCCUGAUUAUAGUAUAUUGAUUCUAAUACAUUUUUCCCCACAUUUUAAACAGCUCUUCAAUCCAUGAGGAUUACACUCAAUGGAAUGUCACAGUUUAAUUAACAGGGGAUCUCCUCCCCUCCUGCUGCUUGGUGGCACAUAAAAUAAACACUCAUCUCACAAUUAAAGAUUUCUUAGUGUUGAGAUCAUCAUCUUAAAAAUAAUGCAAUAUGAGGGUGCCUGGGUGGCUCAGCCCUUGAGUGUCUGCCUUCGGCUCAGGUCAUGAUCCCAGGGUCCUGGGAUCGAGCCCCGCAUCGGGCUCCCUGCUCAGCGGGAAGCCUGCUUCUCCCUCUCCCUCUCCCUCUCCCACUCCCCUUGCUUAUGUUCCCUCUCUCACUGUGUCUCUCUGUCAAAUAAAUAAAUAAAAUCUUAAAAAAAAAAAGGCAUUGGAAGUUUGAUAGAGAUUGCAUUAAUCUGUAGAUCACUUUAAGUUUUAUUGACAGCUCAGUGGUUUUAAGUAUUCCAAUGAAAGAACUAGGAUAUGUUUCCACUUAUUUCUUCUUUCAAUUCCUGCACAAUAGUUUAUAGUUUUCAUUAUUCCAGGUCUGAACUCUAUCAUUAUGUUAAAUUGCAAGCAUUUUAUUUUGGAGGAAGUUACUCUAUAUUAUGUCUCUGUUUUGGGAAUUGUUCUUUGUUGCAUAGAAACAGAACUAAUUUUUAUAUGCUGGGUUUGCGUUCUCCAACUUUGUAAAAUUUGUACGAGUUUUAACAGGUUUAUAACAAUAAGGAUUCCUCAAGAGAGGAAAAUAGUAGUGGAGUAGGAGGACCCUAGGCUUAUCACAUCUCAUGAACACCACUAGGCAACUACCAAAUUAUCCUAAAUACCCCAGAAAUUGGUCUAAAGACUGGUGGAACAAACUCCCCAAGUAAAAGGAGAGAAGAGGCCACAUCAAAGAUUGCAGAUAGAUUGGAGACAUGGUUUGGGGAGACAAGGAUUAUAGUGCUCUGGAGGGCAGGGAGUGGUGUUUGUACAGAAGGUGGCAUGACGGGAGCUCACAGGGGAAUGCUAAAGGAGAAGGUCUCCCAAAAGCCACUGGCUUGGUAAAGGAGAGGGGCUGAAUUUACUAGACAUCACAGAAUUCAUACUGAACAGAAACCUUACAAAUGUAAAGAAUGUGGCAAGACCUUUAAAUUACGCACAAAUCUUACUCAACAUCAGAGAAUUCAUACUGGAGAGUAACUAUACAAAUAUAAAGAAUGUGUCCAACCGGGGCAUCUGGGUGGCUCACCUGGUUAAGCGUCUGCGUUCGGCUCAGAUCCUGAUCCCAGGGUCCUGGGAUGGAGCCCCGCGUCGGGCUCCCUGCUCAGUGGGAAGCCUGCUUCUCCCUCUCCCUCUACCUGCCGCUCCGCCCUGCUUGUACUCUCUCUCUGUCAAAUAAAUAAAUAAAAAUCUGAAAAAAAAAAAUGUGUCCAACUUCUCACUGGAACUCCAGCUUAUUCAAGUUAUCAUAGAGGAGCAAAACUGUAAAAUUUAAAGAACGUGGCCAAGCCUUCAGCUGCCACUCAAUCCUUACUCAAUAUUACAAAUACCCACUAGAUUCAAACCCUAGAAACAUAAUGAAUGUGGAAAGACCUUUUUUUUAAUAUAUACUGUAGGAAACACCAGAGAGUGCAUAAAAAAAAGUAAACUGAAAGAUACCAAUGUUUAAAAAACUAUUUAAUUGAACAUCAAUGUCAAUAAAUGUCACAGAAAUUAAGAAAGCAGUCCAUCAGUCAAUCUAGUCAGACAGUACUACUUUACAUGAAAAUAGUUAUAAGGAAAAAAAAAAAGUUAAACACUUAAAAAUAUACCUGCUAUUAUGUUUCAAAAGAUUUAGUGGGAGGAUUUUUACUUAGGCAUAAUUUCAAUUUGUGCUUUUUUGUUACAUUGACCCUCUUUGAGUUUUGUGACUAACAAAUAUUAAAGUAUUUUGCCCUCAAAUCACUUCAGAAAAUUCCUUUUUUCCUAGUCGUGUAUAAAACGGUGAGGCUGAUUGUUGCUACAUCAAAGAUAUUAGAUGCCCUGCUUCAUUAGGUGGGAAUCAUGCAUACCCAAUUUUCCAUGGAAGAUGAAGGAUAGUAUAAUAUACAACAUAGGAAGAAAAUCUAAAUGGAGAUGCUGUUUAUGGUUAUAACACUGAUGGAAUUUACCACGAAAUAGGUGUUCAGAACACAUUCUUCUCCAUGUAUUAAAACUAAAGUACUUCCUGAAUAUUAGAAAUACAGAGUUUUAGGGGCACCUGGGUGGCUCAGUCGUUGGGCGUCUGCCUUCGGCUCAGGUCAUGAUCCCAGCGUCCUGGAAUCGAGCCCGGCAUAGGGCUCCCUGCUCAGUGGGAAGCCUGCUUCUCCCUCUCCCACUCCCCCUGCUUGUGUUCCCUCUCUCACUGUGUCUCUCUCUGUUAAAUAAAAUCUUAAAAAAAAAAAAAAAUAGAGUUUUACUAAUUGCUCCUUCAGGAAAAAAAGGUGGUAGUCCAGGAAACUAUUUAUAUAUUCAUAAUAGCAAUCGUUAGAGUAGAGAGUAUGCCUUGAUAGGGUUGAAAUGAAGAAAUCCUGACAGAUAUCUGAAAGAGCGUAGCUAAGUCUUCCCUACAAUGCCAUACAAUUUUUUUUUUUUAAAAGAUUUUUAUUUAUUUGAGAGAGAGAGUGAGAGAAAGAAAGAGCACAAGAGAGGGGAGCGGGAGAGGGAGAAGCAGACUCCCUGCCAAGCAGGGAGCCCGAUGCGGGACUCCAUCCCGGGACUCCAGGAUCGUGACCUGAGCUGAAGGCAGUCGCUUAACCAACUGAGCCACCCAGGCGCCCUCCAUACAAUUUUAUAUACACAUUUCUUAAGAACUACCUCAGGCCUGAAAUUUAUGGAAAUUACUACUCCCACAUCAUUCUAACAGCCCUGGAAUGCUUUUUACUGCUUCUAUUCCGUAUUUUGGUGAUAAUAGAGUGGCUUUGAAAUCCAUAACAUAAUCUAUGUGUGAACUUAAUCUAUUUUAAUUAAUAAAACACAAUCGUUUUUAAUGUGUUAACAUGGAUGUGUAAUGAAUGAUGUGUUCUCCCAGCGCCGAGGUGAACCCAUCUCAUUUUAUUGAAGGUUGUAGGGAACUGAUAUCUAUCAACUAUUUGGUAAUGGGAUGGAAUAAUAUUCCUAGGAAUCCAUUGUCUCAGUGGCCUUAAGGUUUAUUUAUUUAUUUAUUUAUUAUUUUUUAAAGAUUUUAUUUAUUUAUUUGACAGAGAGAGACACAGUGAGGGAGGGAACACAAGCUGGGGGAGUGGGAGAGAGAGUAGCAGGCUCUCUGCGGAGCAGGGAGCCCGAUGCGGGGCUCGAUCCCAGGACCCCGGGAUCAUGACCUGAGCCAAAGGCAGACGCUUAACUGACUGAGCCACCCAGGCGCCCCUGGCCUUAAGGUUUAAAUAAUGUGUGGUUAUUUCCCCCCCAGUAUUGUAUCUUCUUCUCUUUGUGAAUACUGCGAUAUUAUUAUGGAUAUAUUGCAGAUUAUGUGUAGGUACUGUUGAUGUUUUAGCUCAUGCACUCCAUGAUACGGCUACUUGGCAUCCCCUUGGUGUAGGCAGUAUUUUUGCAGGGGCCUUGAACUGACACCUGCCCUUCUCACUAGUGUGUUCCCUAGACAAUACUCUGUAGAGUCACAGGGCAGUGUAACUUGAGACGUGACAACCCAGUCCACUCUUGUGAGCAACCAUCUCUCCUUUUUCCCAAGGCUUUCCCCUCCUGUGUCUCCUGGAAAAGACUCCCACAAGGCUUACCUAGACCUGUUUUAGUUUGAAUGGCCUAAUCUGGACUUAAACUGGGACUCUAAAGCACUCCACCAUGGCCCAUAAUACAGGUGUGUGCCCCACUUUAUAUGUGGGGGUGUUGCCUGGACGCUUCCGUAAAGUACAUGUGGGCAUAUGACCAUGCUGCGUGUGUAAUGGAUACCCCAGAAGUAGGAGAAACCAACCCCAUAGGAGUGAUAUUGUAGCCCAGGUAAGAGAUAGAAAAUAUUGAUAUGAUGAGCCCUGGGUAUUCUACGCAACUGAUAAAUAAUUGAACGCUACAUCUGAGACUAAUGAUGUGGUAUAUAUUGGCUAAUAAAAUUUAAAAUUAAAAAAAACACAUAAGAUGAAGAAUUAGCAUGUGGAGGAGGACAACUGUCGUGAGUUGGACAAUGGACUC
Mirounga angustirostris (Northern elephant seal) is the source of this 12242-nucleotide messenger RNA. RefSeq names its product zinc finger protein 345-like. Gene Ontology annotation, biological process: regulation of transcription by RNA polymerase II. The record is from RefSeq and is a predicted model, not a curated record. Lineage: Eukaryota; Metazoa; Chordata; Mammalia; Carnivora; Phocidae. Gene Ontology annotation, molecular function: DNA-binding transcription factor activity; RNA polymerase II cis-regulatory region sequence-specific DNA binding.